Molecule: messenger RNA, 3430 nt
Organism: Triticum aestivum (bread wheat)
Lineage: Eukaryota; Viridiplantae; Streptophyta; Magnoliopsida; Poales; Poaceae
Product: pentatricopeptide repeat-containing protein At3g29230
Exons: 6
Coding region: 47-1795 (582 amino acids)
Biological process (GO): RNA modification
Molecular function (GO): RNA binding; protein binding
Source: RefSeq, a predicted model, not a curated record
UCGAUCUCAGGGACAGUCGGUCGUUUCAGAAUUUCAAACUCUCGCCAUGUCUUGUUCUCCGCCGCCCCCGCUCGCGCUCUCGAUCCUCCUCUCCCCCCUCCGCGCCUGCGGCUCCGCCUCGCACGCGCUGCAGUGCCACGCCCUCCUCCUCACCUCCGGCCACCUCGCCGCCUCCCCGCUCCGCCUCUCCAACCUCCUCCUCCUCGCCCUCGCGUCCGCCAACGCCGCGGCCCACGCCGACGCCGUCUUCGCCCGCCUCCCGGGGGCCGCCUCCGGCCACGCCUUCCCCUGGAACACCCUCAUCCGCCUCCACGCCCCCUCGAGCCCCCGCAGGGCCCUCGCCUACUUCGCGCGCAUGCGCCGUGGCGCGGUGGACCCCGACGCCUACACCUUCCCCGCCGUGCUCAAGGCGUGCGGCUGCGCGGUCGGGCUGCUGGUGCACGCCGAGGCCGUGAGGAGGGGUCUGGAUCGCGACCUGUUCACGAGGAACGCGCUGAUCAGCUUCUACUGCAGGGCCGGCGACUGCCGCUCCGGGCGGAGGGUGUUCGAUGACGGCGUGCUGGACCUCGUUUCGUGGAACUCUAUGGUGGCGGGGUACGUUGGGUGCGGCGAGGUGGAGCUGGCGCAGGAACUGUUCGACGAAAUGCCGCGUAGGGACGCGUUCUCCUGGGCCGCCAUGAUUGAUGCCUACGGGAAGCGGUCUGGAGGUGUGGACCGUGCGCGCGAGCUGUUUGAUCAAAUGCCUGACAGGGAUCUGGUGUGCUGGAAUUCGAUGAUCGAUGGAUAUGCUAGGCAGGGGAGGAUGGACGAGGCGAGGGUGCUAUUUGAUGAGAUUCCUGAGAGGAAUGUGAUCUCGUGGAGCAUUGUUGUAGACGGGUAUGUCAGGUGUGGCGAGCCUUCUGAGGCUUUGGAACUUUUCCAAAGGAUGCUGAGGUGCGGUAUCAGACCUGAUAGGGUCGCUGCAGUUGGGGCUGUCACGGCAUGCGCACAGCUGGGAGCUCUGGAGCAAGGCAGGUGGCUGCACUCUUACUUGGAGAAGAAGAAGAUUUUGUUCGAUGUUGUGGUGAAGACAGCUCUGAUAGAUAUGUACAUGAAAUGUGGGCGCUUGGAUCUCGCCAUGCUGAUAUUUGAAAGCAUGCCUGACAAGACCGUGGUUACUUGGAAUGUGAUGAUUGUUGGACUUGGAACUCAUAGUUGCGGACUUGAUGCUGUCAAGCUUUUCUGCCAAAUGGAGUCUGAAGGAGCACCAAUGGAUGAUCUUAGUGUGCUUGCCGUGCUGACUGCAUGCACACAUGCUGGGUUGAUCUCAGAGGGUUUACAGAUAUUUCAUAGAAUGAAGAAGGAUUUUGGGAUAGAUCCCAAGGUUGAACAUUAUGGUGCAUUGGUUGAUCUCCUUGGCCGUGCUGGACAUUUGGAUCAGGCUAGGCAUGCCAUAGAGACAAUGCCCAUGGAACCAACUCCAGAAUUAUGGGGAUCUCUGCUUGCUGCCUGCCGAAGUCAUAGGUGCGUCGAACUGGCUGAGCUGUCGGUUGAACGCCUAGCAAGUCUUGGAGCUGAUGACUCUGGAGUCUAUGUUCUUCUGUCCAAUAUCUACGCUGAUGAAGGAAUGUGGGAUGGUGUCUCGAGGAUUAGGAGAUUGAUGAGUGCUGAAGGGAUGAAAAAGGACAUUGGAAGGAGUGUGAUUGAGGCGGAUGGACAAAUACACGAGUUUGUGAAUGGAGGCAGUUCACAUCCUGAUAAGGAUGAAAUUUACAUGAUGCUGUGGAAUUUAUCUAACAUGGUAGCAUCUGCUUGAUUGCUCUGUUGCACCGAAAUUGUGUUGAAUCUCUUGGUGUGAUGCCUGUUAGUUGAUUGAACAUUCUUGGCAUGAAAUGCUACAAUGCUGGAUGGAGCUCUUGAAAACUCAGUGUCCCGGGGUUUCUUUCUGAAGCUGCUUGUCAUGACAAACAUUUGCAAAUGAAAACAAAGUGUUUGGUUGGAGCUGUGGCUUAUUUCCCAGAGGACUUUGGAGAUAUCAACAUGAUCGAAAAUUGCACCUGGUAGUUAAUUACGCUGUUGGAAGAGCUACCUCCCAAGUUCUAUUGAUAUAGCAGCCAAAUGGGUGCUUAGUUACUUGCACACUGGUCCAUGCCUUGUAUUCAUUUUACUGGACUUAGUUGCAGACUGACUAAAAGGUACCAAAACGCAGAGAUCUUGAGAUCCAUGGGGUGGUGGUCCAUUUUGCUUUCAUCGACUUGCUUGCACGGAGCCAGUUUGAAUGGGUAAGGAACAGUUUGGGGCUACCAGUUGAUGAUCAUGAAGUUUUGAUAACGAUUUCAGGCUUAACCACAAGUUUGAUCUUAAUAAAAAGACAUCGAACCUCUCUUGAGUUGGUCUUUAAUAUCCUCAGAAUGAAGAAAAGUGAAACUCAGGUUGAAGGCUGGCGUCAUCGAGAUAGAGAUCUACAUGCUGGUCCUGAAGCCAUUUGAAGCUACAGUAGGAGCAAAUGGAGCAAGGAAGGAGGCAAGUGGCUACUGUUUCCUCUUUCUAUCAGUCUGCUUACCAAAAACUCCAUAGACAGAGCCAGAGGUUAUGGAGGGAAGGGGAGAUGGGUCAAUUAUUUGCGCCAAUCAUAUGCAACAUCGAAACGGCGGACACAGUGCGCAAAAUCUAUGUGGGAAUAGUAGUAAACCUAAUAAUCAGCGAAAGAACAUGCUUCAAGGAAAACCCUGAGGGAGAAGAGGAAACCUAUGUUCAGUUAAAGGACGUGCAUGCUUCAAGGAACUACCUACCUAGGAUGCUUGGGAUGGUUAAUGGCGGUGAAGGCCAAGAGGAAGCAGAGCACACAGGCAUGGCGUAUCAUCUCUGAACAUGCAGAGGUGUAUGUUUGUAUAUGCCAGAGGAGUGUGGGAACUGGAAAAGCAGUCGGGGUGAAGAUGCUUGGAUUCUGCAUUCCGGAGAGAGCAGCGUGGCGGGGGUGCUUGGAUUUCUGCGUUUCUCCCAGCCUAGUUCUUGUUUUCUUCUCUCGCUCUCCUCUCCUCCUUGAGCACGACGGCGUGGGCUUGCCUCUCGAUUUCGGGACAAACAACCAGAGCCGUACCACGCGCAGUCUGGCGACUUCUUGCAGUCGCAGUCGCAGUCGCAGAGAGCAAUUCUCGGAAGCUCGGGAUCUGCGGUGCGUUUGGUCAUACUGUCUAUGUGCGGCCUCUUUCUUCUCUCUUUUUCCUCGAGGAAGAUGCACUGGCUGGCCGUGGACAUGGGCAGAGCUUGCGGUGGUUGCUUUCGGUGCCAGAGCAAGGUUUUGGUCACGAGAUGCCGGCAGUCACGAGACGCCAACUGGGUCAAGAUUUUGGUGCAAUCUGUUCGACAGCCAAGUGGGUGCUGUUUGUCCAAGUCGCGACGUAUUGGCCACUAACAAUCCAGCGAGUAAAUUGUUCUUUGCUUCCAGAAA